GGCGGGACACGUGCGUCCGCGACGCCCCGGACCUCCAGGCGUCCCCGCGCUGGCCGAGGGCGGGGCAGCCGCGCGGCGCUCCCCUCCUCUCCUCUCCUCCCCGCCCAGCCUCCGGUUGGCCGCCGCACUCCGCCCUAGGCUCGCUGCGAGCUGCCGGCCGAGCCAUGGGCUGCGACGGCCGGGUGUCUGAGCUGCUCCGCCGCAACCUACAGCCCACGCUUACCUACUGGAGCGUCUUCUUCAGCUUCGGCCUGUGCAUCGCCUUCCUGGGGCCCACGCUUCUGGACCUGCGCUGCCAGACGCACAGCUCGUUGCCCCAGAUCUCCUGGGUCUUCUUCUCGCAGCAGCUCUGCCUCCUGCUGGGCAGCGCCCUCGGGGGUGUCUUCAAGAGGACCCUGGCCCAGUCGUUAUGGGCCCUCUUCACCUCUACCCUGGUCAUCUCCCUGGUAUUUGCUGUCAUCCCCUUCUGCCAUGACGUGAAGGUAUUGGCCUCGGUCAUAGCGCUGGCGGGCCUGGCCAUGGGCUGCAUCGACACCGUGGCCAACAUGCAGUUGGUGAGGAUAUACCAGAAGGACUCAGCCUUCUUCCUUCAGGUCCUUCAUUUCUUCGUGGGCCUUGGUGCUCUGCUGAGCCCCCUGAUCGCGGACCCCUUCCUGUCAGAGGCCAACUGCUUUCCUGCUAAUAACACAGCCAAUGCCACCUCCAGAAGCCAUGGAUCCCGGGUCCUGAGCCAACAUCACACAGCAGCCCAGCCUUGGAUAAACCAGACGAUCCCCAGGCCACCCCCAAAGGAGGUGACCGAGAACCACGUAUCCUAUGCCUUCUGGAUCAUGGCUCUCAUCAAUCUCCCAGUGCCCCUGGCUGUCCUGUUCCUGUUGUCCAAGGAGCGGCUGCUGACCUGCGCCCAGAGGAAGCCACUGCUCCUGUCUGCGGAUGAGCUUGCGCUGGAGACCCGGCCUGCUGAGAAGGAAGACGCCUCUUCACUUGCCCCCAAGUUUCAGCCACACUCCGGGCAGGAGGACCUGUUCAGCUGCUGCCAGAGGAAGAACUUCCGGGGAGCCCCGUGCUCUUUCUUCGCCAUCCACAUCACGGCCGCUCUGGUCCUGUUCAUGACAGACGGGAUGAUGGGCGCUUAUUCGGCCUUCGUGUACAGCUAUGCUGUGGAGAAGCCGCUCUCUAUUGGACACAAGUCAGCUGGUUACCUCCCUAGCCUCUUCUGGGGUUUCAUCACUCUGGGCCGGUUCAUCUCCAUCCCAGUCUCCUCAAGGAUGAGGCCAGCCACCAUGGUGUUCAUCAAUGUGAUGGGAGUGGUGGUGACCUUCCUGAUGCUGCUUAUCUUCUCCUACAAUGUCAUCUUCCUGUUUGUGGGGACCGCGAGCCUGGGGCUGUUCCUCAGUAGCACCUUCCCCAGUAUGUUGGCCUACACCGAGGACAUCCUCCAGUAUAAAGGUUGUGCGACCACAGUGCUGGUGACUGGGGCAGGAAUUGGCGAGAUGGUCCUGCAGAUGCUGGUUGGCUUGAUCUUUCAGGCCCAGGGCAGUUACAGUUUCCUGGUCUGUGGUGUGAUCUUUGGCUGCCUGGCUUUUAUCUUCUACAUCUUGCUCCUGUUUUUCCACAGGAUACACCCUGAACUCUCAUCAGUUCUUACCCAAGACAAAGCCCUUGGUGUGGAGAACUCUGAGUGCUACCAGAGGUGAAGAGCUGAAGAGCUCAGCUCCUGAGCAACAGGGUGACCAGACUGACACAGGAAGCCAGGGUUGCACGGGAGGCUGUUCUUGUUUGUGUCUUCCUUCCCUGAGUCUUCCCUGGACACGUCCAGCACCUGCCUGACACUUUAGUUAUCUUCCUCUCUGGUCUGGACUUGUUGUCCUGACAACCAGAUGGGAGGAUGAAAGACAGCCCACACACACCUCUCCACACACCACCCCACGCAUGGGCUAAGCUCUGGGUUUGAGAUCACAUUUAGUUGAGGUUUGAAAAACAUGCUAAAAUCCUAAGUCAUUAAUCACUGCUAGGUGUAGAUGUAUUUUAAAUCAAUCAAACCCCUCUGGCAUGUUAAAAAAGAUUUAUGUGUUCUUCACUUAUCCAUGGUCCCAAGUCCCUCACAUCUGUCCUGCAGAAAUCAGUUUAUUUGUGUCCUAAGACAACAAAGGAAAUGUUGAAUCUUGCUUUGAGACCCUAGUUCAGUGUUGCACCGGGCUAACUCAGACAAGCUAUAGAAAGCUGACUGUUAAAUUUUCAUUUUGAGAGCUAGUAGCCAUGACUAAGACUUAAAUUAUUAUUUUUAUUAUUAUUGAGAUGGUAUUUCUCUGGGUAGCCCCAGCUGUCCCGGAACACACUCUGUAGACCAGGCUAUCCUGGAACUCACUCUAUAGACCAGGCUAGCCUCAAACUCACAGAGAUCCGCCUGCCUCUGCCUCCCAAGUGCUGGGAAUAAAUGUGUGCACCACUACCUAACUUUAAAAAAAUAAUUUGUAACUAAACAAGGGUAAUACUCCAAACCUCACUUUCUAAUUUUACACGGCGGAUGCUCCUGAGCCCCAGAAGCAGCUCAGAAGCUGCCCAGGAGUGUUCAUGGCGCCAAGGUGAUGACAUUAAUGUGACAGAAUACUGCUGGGCUCCUCCCCUCAGCUCUCUGUGACAGCCUGCUGGUAGUCCAAGGUCAGCCAUGGCCCAGAAAUGGCGAAAGCCAUACCCCUGGGGACAGGUGGGUUUUCCAGCGUCUCUCUGCUAACGAGUGAUGCUAACUGGUUCAGAAAGCACAGGAAGAAAGAAAUGGACAGCCUAUUGUUCUUUACUGAGAUCCUCAAGGUACAGAAGAAUUUUUUAAAAAAAUAGCUCAUUUGGAAUUUUAUACCUUUUAUAGAUGAAAACUUUAUACUGUGUCAGGGCAUUCCCCCCCCCCCAUAUAAAUCUAGGGCCACUGUAUAAUUCAAGCCAUGCAGUAUACAGACAGCAGUGUCAGUAUGCAGAAAUCAGUGUCUGUCAGGAGUGCCUACAGAAUGUAGGUUAGUAAUCCAGAGAAUACAAGAAGACGGCUCACCAGCCUGGACAGGGCUGGGUGCAAGGCUUCUGGCAUCAGCGACAUGAUGUGAUUUGUCCCUGGGAAGUCUCUGGGAGGGACAAAUUUCUGUUACAGUCAUUGGUUUAAUCCGUGCAUUCUCUGUGCAUAUACAUGUGUUCAUAUGAGCAUGGGCUCAUGGUCCCAAGGGCUGUAGUUCACACACUAGACACCAGCAGAACAGAGGCAGACCAGGUAUCAGCCUUCUAGCUGAGAUCCCAAAAGCCCCCCUGUCCCCCAGCUCCAGCCUUGCUUGUUUUUACCAGUAUGAUGGCAUUUCUAAAAGCACCCUACCUCACAGGAAUUCUGAGAGAACUGAGAGUGUGUGGAGCAUCUGCUGCAUGUCCUACAUGGGAACUGCCUUCCAAAUGUUCAUGGUUUUUUCUUCUAUUACCUGUAACACUUCAUAAGCAGCUUAGAAGUCAUCUACAUUUGGUACAAACUUUAAGUCAAAUUUAACUUUGAAACGCCAAUGGCCUAAGCAAAUCCUUUUAACUAUAUUUAUAAAUUCUUUGAAAAGUACCUCAUACUAGCCAUAUUAAAAUCUAACUGGGCAAUCUAACUAUGGCGACCGACUGACCUGGGCAAAGAGAAAGCAGUUGUAUUUUUCUUGUAGUUUUUUUUUUUCAAGAAAACAUCCUUUUUAUACAGAUCUAGAAAGAAGAAUCACUGCUUAUUCCUACAUUGGUGAUGAUUGAUGUGUUAAUAUAGAAAAUAAAAUAGGAUCUCAUACUUUCCUAAAAUAAAGUAUUUUAAACCUA
Molecule: messenger RNA, 3822 nt
Organism: Mus pahari (shrew mouse)
Lineage: Eukaryota; Metazoa; Chordata; Mammalia; Rodentia; Muridae
Gene: Slc60a1
Product: major facilitator superfamily domain containing 4A
Exons: 10
Coding region: 165-1697 (510 amino acids)
Biological process (GO): transmembrane transport
Source: RefSeq, a predicted model, not a curated record